Messenger RNA from Eurypyga helias (sunbittern), 789 nucleotides. RefSeq names its product mucin-5AC-like. The record is from RefSeq and is a predicted model, not a curated record. Lineage: Eukaryota; Metazoa; Chordata; Aves; Eurypygiformes; Eurypygidae. The transcript has a single exon. The coding region runs from base 1 to 789 and encodes 262 amino acids.
AUGGAAGCAACCACCCCUAAAAGCAAUCCAGGAAACUCAUCAUCCACCUCAGCGAUGCCACCUGCCGAAGUUGCAGGGGCCAGCCCUACAAGCAAGCCAGUAAACUCAUCGUCCAACCCUGUGAUACCAUCCACCACAGCUGUAGGGACCACCACUGCAAGCAAACAGGGAAACCCACAAUCCGGACCUGCGACAUCACCUGACGCAGUUCAAAGGAACGCCACCACGAAGAACCUGGGAACAUCACCACCUGCCUCCACAACAUCGUCCCACCUGUCUCAGCAGGUGAACUCUUCAGCCAGCUCUGCAGCCUCAACAGCUACCCCUGCUAAAACCUCCAGCACGGCCCAGCAGAAGAUCGGCCCUCCAGACAGUUCAGGAAGCUUGGCAGCCACCACUACUGUAAAACCCAGCCCCACUCAUGCCAGCAGCUCUCCAGGCACCACACGACAUUUGGGGACUAAUGUCACACACUCUCCCAGCGUGAAAGCUCAGACAAGCCAGUCUUCUGACAAGUUGAACAGCACUGCAGCAAGCCCCAGAGUCCCCACGAGCAGCCUUUCCCCUGGGCUCAGUGGCUAUGGUGUCUCUUCUCCUACAGCUGUCACCAAGCAGCCUCACACUUCUCCCAGUUCUCCAGUCCAGAGAUUGGCCUCUUCCACCAGCCCUGGAAGCAUCAGCACUGUUUCCACUUUAGAAGGAUCUGACACCACCACCACUAGUGGCAGCAGCAACAAGGUCCCAGAGGCACCCACCACACCCACUCUUACACCAGGUACCAGAAGAUGA